This is a messenger RNA of Moneuplotes crassus, 1368 nucleotides long. The record is from the annotation of a GenBank genome assembly. Lineage: Eukaryota; Ciliophora; Spirotrichea; Euplotida; Euplotidae.
AUGAAAAUUCUUCCUAUAGUGCUAGCUCUAUGCCUUGCCAUUGCUUGUGUUGCAGAGAACCCAGCUCUUGUUGCAGUGAUUGAGGAGCCGAUAAUUAAUAAGGUUAGAGAUAAGUACUUUGAAAGUGCUCUCGGAGCUCUUGGUACUCUCACAAUGCCGGAUUUUGAAGAAGGCGCUAUUACGGCAACUAAUAUUAGGGUACAGAUUAGUAAUGACUCUCCUCAAAACUUGGUGGUUGGAUUUGAUAAUGAAAGCAACAGUAUUAAGGCUGAGAUCAAGAAUACCAACAUCAAAGUCCAGGUCGAUUAUAAAUACAAGGCAGGACUCGUCACUGUUAAUGGAGAUGCUGAUGUACAAGGUCCAAUAGAUAGUGUCGCCUUAUCUCUCCUGAUGGACAAAAUGGAAGAUGGAGAAUUUAUAAUCCCACAGAUCGCUGUUCCUGAUUUCGACUUGGAGAUGGAUAACUCUAAAUUUGACUUGAAGCUAACUUGCAAGGGAUGCAUUAAAGCUGUUGAGAGCUUGAUCGCCACCUUCAUGAAAGGAACACUCCUUAAUCAAGUGAAAGACCAAGUUAAAGAACAAGUCCCUACUAUGGCAAAUGAAAUAGGAAACGGAAUCUUGGCUUCUUCAUACCCAAGAACCUUCCCUCUCUUGGAAGAUAUCAGAAUUGUUACUGCCUUGACAGAUGCAAUCAACGUUGCUGAUGGGCACUUAGAAAUUCCAUUAGACGGAACAGUUUAUACUGAAGAAAAAGGUAUUGUCAGACCAGGUCCUACUCCAGAUAUGCCAAGAUACAACCCAGAAAGCCCUGGAGAGGCACAGAUGUUCUUCAGUUCGUACCUUGCUCAGACUCUAUCACACACUCUAAAUACUUUGAACAAGCUUGUCAUCAAGACCAGAUUCUUGUUGUUUACCUUUGUAACUACUAUUGAUCCAUCUAAGGGAAAGACAGCUAUCAGUUUUGAUAACAACGCCAUUGUUGCUACAAUCUAUCCAAAGAUCGUCACAAAGUAUCUCAAGCUAGGUGUUGAACUCGGCACUGUAGUCAAGGUUAGCCUCAAGAUUAAGAACGGAGAUAGCCAGAACUUACUCAGCGUUGUGCCAAAGAUUAAAAAACUUAACUUGAACUCGUUCAAGUUGAUAGUUUUAGGAAUCCCAAUCAACUUGAGCUUGUUCAAGUUUUUGAUUACUCCUUUCGUGAGACUCUUCUUGAACUUCAUUGUGUUGCCCACAAUUGAAAUUCCAAAGUCUGAUCUCCUCCCACUGACUGUGACUGACAGCCUGCUGUCUUUCAACAAACAGUAUGCCGAGUUUGGAAUCUCUUUUGACUUUGAAGAAUAACUUUGUCCAACCAAAAUUAAGUCUAAA